AUGCUGAAUCGGCUGAUACUUGCACCAGGAGUUAUCAGAAUGUGAGUAAAAUCUUGAGAAAAAAUAGAAUAGAAAAUGAUCCGAAAACAGGGCGUCGACGUUCAAAAAUCGUUUGGGACAAGAGAAAAGUCCGUAUCUUCUCCAACAUGCGAACAAUCCGAUCGAUUGGUAUCCGUGGGGUCCAGAAGCGUUUCAAAAGGCAAAAGACGGAAACAAGCCGAUCUUCCUGUCAGGUUUGAGAAUUCCUAACAAGAAAGCGAAUAGUGGGAUAAUCCAGUUGGCUACUCAACUUGCCACUGGUGCCAUGUCAUGGAAAAAGAAUCAUUCGAAAAUGAAGGCACCGCGAAGAUCUUGAACGAUAACUUUGUGGCGAUUAAGGUUGACAGAGAGGAAAGGCCAGACGUCGAUAAGCUGUACAUGGCAUUCGUUGUGGUGGGAGCAUUCAGAAGGAUCACAGUAAUGCAGAUGUUCAGGCAGUCAGUGGACACGGUGGUUGGCCGAUGUCUGUCUUUUUGACCCCCGAUCUUCAUCCGAUCACGGGCGGCACAUACUUCCCGCCGGAUGACAGUCGAGGAAUGCUCGGAUUCCCAAGUAUUCUCAACAUGGUUCACUCGGAGGUUGGCUGGAAUUCCUCACUGAAAAUAAAUAUAUGCUUUUUUCAGUGGCUGAAAGAAGGAGAGAGCCUCACCAAAAGGGGAGCUCACAUUAUAAAACUGCUGCAACCGGGGACCGCUUCUGGAGAUGUGAAUCAUUCCGACGACGUCUUGAAGGCUAUUUUCUCGCACAAAGAGUCCUCGUUCGACACUAGACAAGGAGGAUUCGGAAGAGCUCCCAAGUUCCCAAAGCCUCCGAUCUCGACUUUCUCAUCGCAUUUGCUGCGAUCAAUCGCAACAAGGACGCGGGAAAAGGAUGCAUUCGGAUGCUCAAAAAGACGUUGGAAUGCAUGGCCGAAGGAGGCAUUCAUGAUCACGUCGGAAACGGAUUCCACCGAUAUUCGGUGGACGCCGAAUGGCACGUUCCACACUUCGAGAAGAUGCUGUACGAUCAGAGUCAGUUGCUGGCCACUUACGCGGAUUUCUACCGCUUGACAGGAGAGAAAAACGAAGUUAUUGGCGAAGUUAUCGAGGAUAUCUUCGAGUACAUGCAGAAGAUCAGCCACAAGGACGGAGGAUUCUAUGCGGCAGAAGACGCGGAUUCUCUGCCACGUCACGAUUCGGAAAAGAAGGCAGAAGGGGCAUUCUGUGUGUGGGAGAAGGAGGAAAUCAGGCAGCUGCUCGGCGAUAAAAAUAUUGGAGAAGCCAGAAUGUUCGAUGUUUUCUGUGAUUAUUUCGACGUGGAAGAUGGUGGAAAUGUGGGAAGAGGGUCGGAUCCGCACGGAGAAUUGAAGGAGAAAAACGUGCUGAGAAAGCUGCUCUCGGAUGAAGAAUGCGCACUGAAUCACGGAAUCGCGAGGGAAGAACUAAAGAAAGGGAUAGAAGAGGCGAAGAAGAUUCUGUGGGAAGUGAGAAAGAAACGGCCGAGUCCGCACCUCGACUCGAAAAUGGUGACUGCGUGGCAAGGACUGGCAAUCACAGGACUCGUGAAGGCCUAUCAGGCACUGGAAGACAAGAAGUUCCUGGAACGAGCUGAGAAGUGCGCGGAAUUCGUCGGAAAGAACCUGGAGGAGAACGGAGAACUGAAGAGGGCCGUGUACUUGGCAGCCAAUGGAGAGGUCGAGCAGGGAAAUCAAAAAAUGAAGGCGUUCUCCGACGACUACACAUUCUUGAUUCAAGGCCUUCUCGAUCUUUAUACAAUCACUGGAAAGGACAAAUAUCUGGAGAGAGCUGUCGAAUUGCAAAAGACUUGCGAUGCAAAGUUCUGGAAUGGAAACGGAUAUUUCAUCAGUGAACAGAGCGACGAAGGGGUUUCCGUUCGAAUGAUUGAAGGUUGACAAAUGACUUCAUCAGCAGAUCCUAACUUUUAUUGGUUCAGAUCAGGACGGAGCAGAGCCGACCGCCACGUCAAUUGCCUCCAAUAACUUGCUCAGAUUGUGCGACAUUCUGGAGAACGAUGAUUACCGAGAGAAAGCGAAUCAGUGCUUCCGUGGAGCAGCUGAACGUCUCAAUAGGCACUGCAUCGUUUUCUUUUCUCCCUCCAUACUCAUUUUUCAGUGCGCCCAUCGCCCUUCCCAAAAUGGCAAUAUCUCUUCAUCGUUGGCAGGUCGGAUCGACCACUCUCGUGCUCGUCGGAGAUCCCGAAUCCGAGUUGCUCCGCGCCGUCCGUCACCGCCUUAACGACAGUCUGAUUCCCAAUGUGUCCGUCGUUCACAUUCGCUCGGAAACCGACGCGGGCACCCUGGGACCAUCUCAUAAGGAGAUGGGAAAGGCCCCCAGCCGGCAGUGUACAUUUGCAAAGGAUUCGUGUGUGAUCGUCCGGUCAGAAGCUUCGAAGAACUGGAAAACAAAUGGAAAGAACUGUAGAGUAUCAUUCCAUGCCAUAGAUCAUAUUGUAUCUAACUUUUGCCCCUAAUAAAUAUUUCACCGAACAUCAGUCUCACCACAAUCGACCACCACGUGUACUGCUUUGCAUGUAAUAUGCUGACCGUCUUAUCACUGGAGACGGGGCUGACGCCACUGCCAAAAGUUUAACAAGCUAAUUUAUUAGCACUCCGACGAUGGCAGCAGUAUCGAUUUGGUUUCAUGCUCCGAGAAGGUAGCUUCUGAUAACACUGAAUUACGAAUACCAGUACAAACAGAUCAAUGUCAAAUGCGACCUGACCAGGAACCCCCCGGAGGUGUCCUAUUGAUCCCUAGCUUUUCACGAAACAAUUUAGAAGAACCUCGUUGUCCUAUCAGGCUGCAACUUUCAAAGUUGAAAUUCAUAAGGUCGAAUCGGAUAACUCCAACUGAGUUAAACGUCAAGGAUUCAGAGAAAUGUUUUGCCAGUUGUGAGCCUAGCCAUAGAAAACAUGUUAGUGAAAGAUCAGAGCCUCUUAAACCAUUUAUGGGGAAGCUGGGGGCUCUGGAACUAUUUUGGAUGUACUGGCUGCCGGUGUUGCCGGAGCCUUCGGAGUGUGCAUCCGCGUACACGUUUCCCUCCUCCGGCCGUUAUCUUUAUGGCCUUUCCCCGUUUUACCGACUGUCAUGCGGACGUGGCUUCCUUGCCGGGGUUUUUUUGAAACCGCUCGUAGAGUUAUUUCCGUACUUAAUUGCUGCUUAAGUCCAUUUCCAGCAACGCGUAAAAUAGGGUUAUGGCGCGGUUUCUUGUUGGUUGAUAAAGGAAAUAGGAGGUGUUCUUUCUCUCUCUCUCUCUCUGUGUCUCUCUCUCUCUCUCUUCCUCUCUCUGAAUCGUUCGUCUUGAUGUACUGAACGGUUGUAAAUAUUAGGAAGUAUCGUAUUCACUGUACCUUUUUUGUGUUUUAACCUCAUUUGUUCAAAUGAUUCAGAGACCGUAAUCUUUUUUGCUUUUGCGGUCUCGCCGUCAUAACUGAGAUUCCAAUCCUAUUACUCUGUUUCUCGCCUCCCCGUCCCUCUCUGCCUUUUAUCAAUUACUUGUUAUCAGUCCCCUCUUGUAUCAACACAUCAAGAGCACACACUGCUCUCUCGUCCCUCUUUUUCUAUUCUGAACUUAGAUUUCCUAUUUCCGGUUGUUUUUGCAGUUCUUAAAUCAUGUCUCUGCUCCGGAGGCCUUGGCUGCUCGCCGUCCUAUUACUCGUGCUCGUCAGUUUUGCGGCAACUGCGUGCGAGGAAGAGGAAGAGGAAUAUCCAUCCAGAUACCCGAUCGCCUACUUUGAAUGGGAAAAUGUGAAGAUCCCUAUGACGAUCUGUCUCUGGCUGAUCGGAGCCUCCAUUGCCAAGAUCAGUCAGUUCCCGUGCCCCUUCUUUCCGUCACCCUACACUCUUUUUCAGUCUUCAACCUGAUCCCUCAUCUCAACGAACUCUUCCCUGACUCCGCUCUUCUCAUUAUGAUCGGUCUUAUCAUCGGAAUCAUCUUCAAACUGAUCGGAGUCAACAAGAAUGCGUUCUUCCUCGAAAGCGAGGUGUUCAUGCUCUACCUGCUCCCUCCGCUCGUCUUCGAUGCCGGCUACUUCAUGCCCGCCCGUCACUUCUUCGACAACUUCGGAUCCAUUAUCUGCUUCGCCAUGCUCGGAACCACUUUCAACAUCGUUGCCAUCGGUACCUCUUGCCCUUUCCUCCUUUCAUUUGUAUUCUAUUCCAGCGCUUUCCCUUUGGGCCAUCGGACUCACUGGACUCUUUUCCGUCGAGACUCCGCUCAUACACAUGCUUUUGUUUGGUUCCGUCGCCGCAGACGUCGACCCAGUGGCCGUGAUUGUCAUUUUCGAGGAGCUCAAGGUGAGCAUCGUUAAAUUUUAAUGGCUCCGAUAACGUCACAGCUUGGGAAGAAGAACGGAAAUCAAAGUUUGCAGGUCAACGAAGUGCUUUUCAUUGCCGUGUUCGGAGAAUCGCUUCUGAACGACGGAGUCGCCGUCGUGCUCUACCGAAUGUUCCUGACGUUCUCGGAGAUUGGAACGGAGAAUCUCAUCACUUCCGACUACAUCAACGGAGGAAUCUCGUUCUUCGUCGUCGCUUUCGGUGGAAUCGGAAUCGGACUUUUGUUCGCUUUCCUCGCCAGUCUGCUCACAAAAUACUCGCGAGGAGAUGAGAUCAAAGUGCUCAACUCCGUCUUUAUUCUCAUUCUCCCGUACACGUGCUACCUCUGCGGUGAACUUUUCGGUCUCUCCAGUAUCAUGGCGUCAGUUACCUUUUCCUUCUCUCCUCGAAUUUCCCUUCUCCAUUUCAGAAUCGUGUUCUGUGGCGCCGCAAUGCGUCAGUAUUGCCGUGAAAACGUCGACGAGGGAACAGUCAAAUCGACGGAAUCCUUCAUCAAAGUGCUUUCUCUUGCCUCCGAAACCGUCAUCUUCGUGUUCCUCGGCCUCUCCACAGUCUCUUCCGACCAUCAUUGGGACACUUCCUUCAUCGUCCUCACCGUCGUUUUCUGCCUCAUCUACCGUACUCUUGGAGUCGUCGUCAUGUGCUAUUCCUCAACAAAUACCGUCUCAACAAGUACACAAAGGUCUGUCCGUGUGUUUUCUUGUGUCCAGAAGGAACGUCCCUUUGCAGGUCGAUCAGUUCAUCAUGGCCUACGGAGGUCUGCGUGGAGCCAUCGCUUACGGAUUAG
Molecule: messenger RNA, 5157 nt
Organism: Caenorhabditis sp. 36 PRJEB53466
Lineage: Eukaryota; Metazoa; Nematoda; Chromadorea; Rhabditida; Rhabditidae
Source: the annotation of a GenBank genome assembly